AUGUCUUUUUGGUUGUUGUCUCUUAUCGUCUCACUUGUCAGUCCUGAUUCUGCCUUUUACAAAGUCUCUUCUGCCUCUGCAAGAAGACUGAUAACAGCAGAUCCACGUGAAGCUAAGCUGGGCCUCGGUUCUGCUAAUCGUCUGGUGAUUCCCAUUCGCGUGUACGUCUGGUUGGCUCUGGGGCAAAAGGUGCAGAACAAAAAAUCGCUGAAAGCUCGAUGCGAGCAAAUGGGAAAUCUCAUCUCCCAUACUCUGCUGAUCACAAUCGCUUCGGCGGAUGUCGGUAGACAAGUGGAUGCAUCAAAAGGUAACUGUAUCAACCUCGAGAUUCGCUUUGACCUGGUUCUGGCAAUCUGGCCUUGCCUACACAAGGACUUCGAAGCAGGCGCCUUGGCUAUGCACUCGAAAAGUCACAUGAUUUCUCAUCACGACCACUCUUAA
Molecule: messenger RNA, 441 nt
Organism: Protopolystoma xenopodis
Lineage: Eukaryota; Metazoa; Platyhelminthes; Monogenea; Polystomatidea; Polystomatidae
Source: the annotation of a GenBank genome assembly